Molecule: messenger RNA, 534 nt
Organism: Liolophura sinensis
Lineage: Eukaryota; Metazoa; Mollusca; Polyplacophora; Chitonida; Chitonidae
Exons: 1
Coding region: 1-534 (177 amino acids)
Source: RefSeq, a predicted model, not a curated record
AUGUGGCAUCAAGCAAACGACAGAACCAUCAUUACUGUGGACAACGCAAACGACAGAACUACUCUUGCUGUGGACAAAACAAACGACAGAACCACCAUUACUGGGAACAAAACAACUGGCAGAACCACCACUACUGUGGACAAAACAAAAGACAGAACCAUCUUUACUGUGGACAAAGCAAACAACAGAACUACCAUUACUGUGAACAAAACAAAUGACAGAACCACCACUACUGUGGACAAAACAAAAGACAGAACCAUCACUACUGUAGACAAAGCAAACGACAGAACCACCAUUACUGUGGAUAAAGCAAACAACAGAACCACCAUUACUGUGAACAAAUCAAAUGACAGAACCUCCAUUACUGGGAACAAAACAAAAGACAGAACCAUCAUUACUGUGGACAAAGCAAAUGACAGAACCACUACUACUGAGAACAAACCAACAGACAGAGCCACCAUUACCGUGAACAAACCAAAUGACAAAACCAUCAUUACUGGGGACAAAACAAAAGACAGAUCCACCAUUACAUGA